AUGUCUCAAAAUUACAUUCUACGCCACCACUCACAUGACAUUGCCAUUCCGCCACAAAAUUACGAAACUCCAUCAACAACGAAAACCCACAACUGCCAAAGUCACUCAUCUCCCACACAAACACCCCCCCUCCCCAUCCUUCGCAUCAUGUCCGGCUUAGAACAAUCAUUAUUCCAACUCAAAUUUACCGCCAAACAACUCAACAGACAAGCUUCCAAAGCUGCCAAAGAAGAACAACAAGAAAAGGCCAAAAUCAAAAAAGCUCUUACUCAAGGCAACAACGACAUAGCUCAACUCUAUGCCCAAAACGCCAUACGCAAAUCCAACGAACGAGUCAACUUGUUACGAUUAAGUUCACGUAUCGAUGCCGUUGCAUCUCGGGUCCAAACUGCCGUUACCAUGCGAUCAGUCACUGGUAACAUGACCCAAGUGAUCAAGGGCAUGGAUAAAGCAUUACAAACGAUGAAUCUCGAACGAAUAAGUUUGGUGAUGGAUAAGUUUGAAAAUCAAUUUGAGGAUUUGGAUUCAGCGACAAAUUAUUACGAACUGACGACGAAUAAUGUCAAUGCAUUGACAACGCCGCAGGAUCAAGUUGAUGAAUUGUUGAAUCAAGUUGCUGAUGAAGCUGGUAUUGAGAUGAAACAAGGGUUGAAUGCGACUCAAGUGGAGGUGCAGAGUCCCGUGUCGUCAACUGCAAUUCUGGAGGAGAAGGAAGAUAAGUUGGCAGAAAGGUUGAGAGCAUUGAGAAAUUGA
Lodderomyces parapsilosis is the source of this 753-nucleotide messenger RNA. RefSeq lists its product as uncharacterized. The transcript has a single exon. The record is from RefSeq and is a predicted model, not a curated record. Gene Ontology annotation, biological process: endosome transport via multivesicular body sorting pathway; late endosome to vacuole transport; protein transport. Gene Ontology annotation, cellular component: ESCRT III complex; multivesicular body. Lineage: Eukaryota; Fungi; Ascomycota; Pichiomycetes; Serinales; Debaryomycetaceae. Bases 1 to 753 code for a protein of 250 amino acids.